CGCUGCAUAAGAACGAGCCUCAAGAUCGCUCGUCAGUGUUGGUCAGUGUGUUAUUGUCAGUUUUGUUGUUGGGCAUGUGUUUUAUACCUUACCUAUUUGCUUACCAAGUGAAAUGUCAUAUAAAUUGCGCGCUAUCUGACUGAAUUAAAAUAAUGAAUAAAAGAAUAGUGAGAUAAAGAAGAAAUAAUCGUUCUGACAGUGUGUUUGUAAGUGUAAAAGCGAAGCGCACAUUCGCACGCGCGUCCGCGAGAGUUCUGAUGACAUUUUGGAGACUUCGAAAUUCGCACAGAUGCACACCGCAUGACAGAUCUAUGCGAUUUGCGAAUAAAGAGAAUGACGUGUUUCAUCAAUAGAAUAUUCGCAGCACGAGUACUCGUACUCGACUUCACACAUUUUUUCACAAUCGACUCCGAUCACAAUUUAUGAAGUAAUAAUCUUAAGAUUAACGUGACAAUACUCACUCGAUUCUCUCGUAUAUGACAGGACAACACCAAGAGAAUUCUUGAGCGCGUAACCCGUGGUAGAAAAUUAACAUCAAAAUGCACGAGAUCAUUGAAUUAAUCGCAAACAGCGCUUUACUGUGGAUACUCCUACAAACGGCGCUGAGUGUGUCGGUCACCGUCCUGUAUGAGUUUUCCGUUCCUUGGAUCGUUUGGGGCUCUUUAAUUGUUAUGAUUAUGCUGAGAUUGGCCCGAGUGUCAACUCCGCCUAUCAACACCGUGCAGGAAGUGCUCGGUGUGAAUCCGCUUCUCCUAAACAAAGAUAACUCUGUGUCUGAAAACCAUAGUAACGGAGAGCAAUACUGCAUGCGAGUGGUGGCUCACCGUGGUGGAGGAUAUGAUUAUCCUGAGAACAGUUUGUUGGCUUUCCGAAAUAGCAGAGGAAAGGGUUGCACUGCCAUAGAAUUGGAUUUAAGGCUAACAAAGGAUAACAUUCCAAUAAUAUUCCAUGAUCCAACAAUUGAGAGACUUACAGGCCGCACAGGAACAAUUAGUGAGAUGACAUGGGAAGAACUGAGGGAGUUAGAUAUAACUUAUAAUCAUCCACUUAGGAACAAAUUUUCUGAUGGUGAAAAGAUUGCGCUGUUACACAAUGUACUAGAAGAAUGCCUAAACAGUGAACAGAGAAUAAUUAUAGAUAUAAAAGAGACAAGGACAGAUGUCGUGCAAAUUGUUUUGGAUACAUUCACAAAGUAUCCGAAAUUAUUUCAGAGAGGCAUUGUGUCAAGUUUCAAUCCGAUCAUAGUAUAUAUGAUUAGGAAAAAAGAGCCACGUAUUGUCUCGAGUCUUGCUUGGAGGCCGUAUUUUUUCUCGAGAUUAUCAUACGCUGGCCUGGAAGCACUCGGUCCGGCACGAUUCCAUAAUCCAUUUAAACAUUUGGCAGCUUGCAUCUUGGAAACUUUGUACGAGUGGCUGCUACCGCGUUUCGUUUAUUACAUCGUCGGCAUUUCUGCCAUACUAUUGCACAAGGACAUAGUAAAUCCACGUGUGAUAGAACGAUGGCGCGACCGUGGCAUUCGCGUGAUGGCAUGGACGGUGAAUAGACCGUCGGAAAAAAUACACUUUUCGAGGCUGCUGAAAAUCACCUAUCUAACUGAUACGCUACAUUUAGAGAAGGACAUGUAGUAAUGUCUGAUAUAUUUGUUCAGUAUUAAAUUUCAAAGACUUAUAUACUGGCAUUAUAAACGUACAAAUUUUUUAUUCUUGAUUAUAUAGAUUAUGUCACAAUCAAUUAUCUAGUCCGGUCGUAAAAUUGACAUAUAACGACUUAUUAUUAAUAUAGAACAUAAGGCACUUAUUUUAUAACUGGAGACAAGACGUCUACCAUUCUUAUGUACGAUCAGAUCAAAUGUAUGUACGAAAAGUUUUCAUUUUCGGAAAUAAACUAUAUUAUACUUUGAUAUAAA
Molecule: messenger RNA, 1906 nt
Organism: Linepithema humile (Argentine ant)
Lineage: Eukaryota; Metazoa; Arthropoda; Insecta; Hymenoptera; Formicidae
Product: glycerophosphodiester phosphodiesterase 1
Biological process (GO): N-acylethanolamine metabolic process; phospholipid metabolic process; ethanolamine metabolic process
Cellular component (GO): plasma membrane
Molecular function (GO): glycerophosphodiester phosphodiesterase activity
Source: RefSeq, a predicted model, not a curated record